Messenger RNA from Gigantopelta aegis, 1056 nucleotides. RefSeq lists its product as uncharacterized. The coding region runs from base 1 to 1056 and encodes 351 amino acids. NCBI's taxonomy places the organism in Eukaryota, Metazoa, Mollusca, Gastropoda, Neomphalida, Peltospiridae. The transcript has 4 exons. The record is from RefSeq and is a predicted model, not a curated record.
AUGUCGGCGACUCAAAGGGACAGAAUCCCGGUCCGCUUUUCUAACGACAGUCUUAACAGCAAUGACAUCAUUGACGUGAUGCACCCCAAGAAUACACGAGUGGACUGGCUUUUCGGCUGGUGUCGGAGCGACAUACUGACGGAAACUGGGAAGCGCUUACAGAUCUGUAAGAUCCUCAUCCUCAUUCUCGUCCCCAUUUUCGGUCUGUGGAGUUUUACGGUGUACGGCCUCUUUGGCAGUCUGCGGGUGAAGUCUCAGAUGGAACAGACUCAGACGGCUGUUAAAAUCAGUGUCGGCAUCGGGAAGUUCCUCGACAAGAUCCAGCGAGAGCGAGACAUGUCCGUGCUGUACCUGAGCAUCCUGGGUCCCCAGACGAAGACCUUCCUCCGGAACGAAUACCUGCUCACUGACCAGGCCCUUGACCAGCUGACCAGCUGGCCGCUCAAGACGACAGUCACGUCUGCUUUCCACUCAAAGGCCAAGUUCCACAGGUUCCUCAACAAACACAGGCAGUCUCUGAGCUCGAAGAAUUUCGACAUCUACGUUGAAAUCGCCUUCUACAACUCCCUGAUAGAACCGUUCGUAGAGUGGCUGUACGACGCCAUCACGGAAUCCAGCAAGGCGUCCAUGUGGCAGAUUCUGGUUUCAUAUCAGAAAAUCGUCACCGGGAUGGAACAGAUUGGGAUCGAGAGAGCUCUAGGGGUCGUCUUCUUCGUGAAUGGCGGCUUCCCCAGCAAGACCAUCUACGAGAACUACAACCGGAAUGUGAACAUCUUCAAAUCCAACUACCGCUCGGCGGUCUUGUACUCGAAGGGGAUCGACACCAUCUUCCAGAAGGGGAUGUUGAAGAGCGGGACGAAUCUGACGGCGGUGAUCGAGAAGUUCCGCUACGAGAUCCAGCACUCGAUGGACAUUAAGCCGUCCAUUACCAAGGGACAAUGGUGGUUCGACAACAUGACUCUGUACCUGGACACCCUUCUCAUUAUUCAGCAAGACCUCGCCAUAAUCAUCAACGAUGAGGUCGAGAUCGUUAUCACAGAAGAGAACAGACAAUGA